Triticum aestivum (bread wheat) is the source of this 1300-nucleotide messenger RNA. RefSeq lists its product as uncharacterized. Lineage: Eukaryota; Viridiplantae; Streptophyta; Magnoliopsida; Poales; Poaceae. The transcript is spliced from 3 exons. The coding region runs from base 175 to 834 and encodes 219 amino acids. The record is from RefSeq and is a predicted model, not a curated record.
UCUCUGUACAUCCAGCAACAACGAUUGAUUAAAACAAAUAGCAACAGGCACUACUCCCCACCGAGCCGCACACUACGUGCCCCCUUAUCCACAACAUCCCCAUUCCUUCGCUGGCCAGUCCACUGCCGCUCGGCCGCCUCGUCGGCUAGGCCGCCGCCCCACCAUCGGAGCUUCAUGGCUGCCGGCACCUUCAACCGUUGCCACACACCGCCUGGGCUUGCCCACCUCCCGAUCCAGCCGGCAAACAGACAGAUCCGUCUUCCCCGUGUCCGUCCCAGGCCUCUCUGCCUCGCCGGAGUUGUCAAGGCGCCGGCCCUCGUCCACCAAGUCAACUGCAUCGCACCCCUGCUUCGUCUCGGGAGGAGCAGCGAGCCAGCGCCCACCUCUACAUCGAGCACUUCUCAAUCCGGCCGCAUCGCCCAAGGCCCAGUCCGCCGCCGCCUUGCUCCGCCUCCGGCCAAGCCGGCCCUCGUCCACCAAGUCAACUGCAUCGCACCCCUGCAUCGUCUCGGGAGGAGCAGCGAGCCAACGCCCACCUCUGCAUCGAGCCCUGCUCAAUCCGGCCGCGUCGCCCAAGGCCCAGUCCGCCGCCGCCUUGCUCUGCCUCCGGCCACGCCGUCCUCCCGCCGGAGGUCGCCGCGGCAUGAACGCCGCCUCCUCCAGCUCUCCGCCCGCCUCCGGCCACAUCCUCGACCGGAUCCGCCCAAUCUUCAUCGCCGCGCCAAGUCCCACAGCCGCCUGACACCGCUGCGUCUUCUUCCCCUGCGCUGCUCGAGAACGAGCAGAGCCGCCGUUCCUCACUUAAUAAAGAGGGACUGCGGGUGCAAUUUCUGAAAAACUGAAGGGCUUUUUUGCCAAAAAAACAUGACGACGGACGACCAGAAACGCUUGCCGCUUUAUUAUUAGAAUAGAGAUAUGCAUUAUUAUCCUAUUUUAUAUUAUUUUCAGAGCUUAGUGUCAGUUCCUGUUUUUCCCAUGUUUUUGAGUUUCGCAGAAAAAAAAUACCAAACAGAAUAAAACUUCCGUGAUGAUUUUUCUGAGGGGAUUUGAUUAUGGAGGGCUUCUACAUUAACUCUAUUGCCCUUCCGAUGAAGCGUGAGUAGUUUACUUCAGACCUACGUGUCCAUAGCUAGUAGCUAGAUGGCUUCUUCUCUCUAUCUGAUUCUUAAUACCAUGUCAUCCUCGAUGUUCUUACAGAUCUAUUCGAUGUAAUACUUUUUUGCGGUGUGUUUGCCGAGAUCCGAUGAAUUAUGGAUUUAUGAUCAGUUUAUUUAUGAAUAUUAUUUAAAUCUUCUCUGAA